Aspergillus candidus is the source of this 614-nucleotide messenger RNA. RefSeq lists its product as uncharacterized. The record is from RefSeq and is a predicted model, not a curated record. Bases 105 to 440 code for a protein of 111 amino acids. The transcript is spliced from 4 exons. NCBI's taxonomy places the organism in Eukaryota, Fungi, Ascomycota, Eurotiomycetes, Eurotiales, Aspergillaceae.
AUCGACGUCAUUAAGUUACGACCUUUUACCUACUUAUUACUUCCUGGUUAUAUAUCUGCACUUCCCUACCAAUUCACAACUACCAAUCCUAUACAAACAAUAAAAUGUCCUUCCUCGCACCUACCGUCCGCGCAUCUCUCCGCGCCCUCCGCCCCCAGCAAGGCUACGCCGUCCUCUCCUCCCCGCUGCACACAACCGCUGCUCGACCGGGCUUGAAAGAAUCAGAUCACAACCGCGACAACCUCGACAUCCACUACGAAGAAGAGAAAGAGGAAGGCCUCCAGCGCAAGAGAGAAGGAAAGGGGAAGUGGAAGGGUGAGCUGGCUAGUAACAGUGAGGCGUCGAUCAAAGCAGACCGGGGCGAUCUCGACUCAGAAGACAUCACGACGUUGCAGGAGAAGACGAAGAAGGAGCUGCAUAGUACUAAGGAGCAGAAGUAAAAGUGAUUGUUAAUGUUUCAUUAAUUCUUUUGCUCUCUUUUCUGUCUUUUUGGGUUUGCUCAUUUUUUGUAAAAUCGGGUUGUAUAUGAUGGUGCUCUUUUUAUUGGCUAUUGGGUCUGUUCUUAUUGAUGAUGCCCUGUAUUCUACUUUGAAAUUUUACUUCGAUAUAAAUGA